Molecule: messenger RNA, 2919 nt
Organism: Rhagoletis pomonella (apple maggot)
Lineage: Eukaryota; Metazoa; Arthropoda; Insecta; Diptera; Tephritidae
Gene: Kap3
Product: kinesin-associated protein 3
Biological process (GO): cilium organization; microtubule-based movement
Cellular component (GO): ciliary transition zone; axoneme; kinesin II complex
Molecular function (GO): kinesin binding
Source: RefSeq, a predicted model, not a curated record
AAUUGCCAGAAAAUAAUACGCUUACGUUCGUUGAAUGCCAAAACGGAUCCUGCUGCGUUGGCGCGUGAAGUCGUAGACAAAUGUGAUCUCAUACACAAGUCCCAAUUGGCCGAUGUGGAGCAAAUAAUAUUCUAUCUGAAGAAUCGCAAGGAUAAUGCUGGUGCAGACAUUGCGGACAAUAACAGCCACCAUCGUUCGGCUGUAUCUGCAAGGCGCCCAACCACCGCCAAGCCAAAUCCAACCUCUGCCGCUCUUUCGCCCGCUAAAACACCGGCCAGCAAUGCUGAUGUGUCCAUCAAUAAUAUUGAUGAGUAUGUGGAGUUGUUGUAUGAGGAUUUAAGUGAACGAAUACGUGGUUCGGCUAUGAUUUUGCAAGUGGCACGUAAUCCAGAUAAUCUGGAGGAGCUGGAGAAAAAUGAGGCUUGCCUAUCCGCAUUGUCGCGUGUGCUGCGGGAAGAUUGGCGCAAAAGUUUAGAUUUAUCAACAAACAUUAUUUAUAUAUUCUUCUGUUUUUCAACCUACACAAAAUUUCAUCCCGUCAUUGUGCAAUACAAGAUUGGUUCCCUCUGCAUGGACGUCAUCGACUAUGAACUGCGCCGAUAUGAAAGCAUGCGCAGUGAAUUGGAUGUGCGAAAGAAUCCUGUCAGCUCAGCUCCACUUUCUGCUAAAUCCAGCAAAGAGAAAUUAAAUCGCAGCACUGAUGAUUUUCUUGAUAUAAUGAAUGAGGAAAAGCCAAAAGAGAUGGAACCACCACGUCGCCGCAUACCAGAGCUGAAGCAACGUCCCAAGUCGGGUAACUGGUCUAGUUUUCACGGCUCAAUGUCCUCCUCGUUGAUGAAGAGCCAAGUACUCAAUAGCAGCUACCAUGAAGCGCUCUCUGCCGGUGCUGCCACUCCCGACUCGGGCGUCUCGUCGAACGGCGAUAUGAAAGCAACCAGCAAUGAGGCGCUCGAUCGCAACGAUCCCAAGGUAAAGAAAGAGGAAAUCGAUCGCCUAAAUAAGCAGUUGAAGGUGUUUGCCAAGAAACAAGAACAACUACUGCGUGUCGCUUUUUAUUUGCUCCUGAACAUGGCUGAGAAUAUAAAAUUGGAGGAAAAAAUGCGCCGCAAGCAUAUUGUUAAGAUGCUCGUCAAGACUCUGGAUCGACAAAAUAUCGACUUGCUUAUGUUGGUGACUACAUUCCUGAAGAAGCUAUCAAUUGUACGCGACAAUAAAGAUGAUAUGGGAGAGUUCAAUAUUAUCGCCAAGUUGCCACGACUUUUCCAGAGUGGGCAUACUGAUCUGGCGCAGGUAACGUUGAAGCUCGUCUUUAAUUUGUCCUUUGAUGGGGCAUUGCGGCGAAAAAUGGUCGGCGCUGGCUACCUACCAAAACUAGUGAUGUUCAUCAAUGAUGAAAAACAUCACGCCAUCGCCAUGAAGAUACUCUAUCACAUGAGCUUAGACGACUGGGUGAAAAGCUUAUUUACGCACACCGAAUGCGUGCAAAUGGCCACCGAUGCCAUCAUCUUAAAUUUAAACAACAAAGUUGAUCUUGAUCUCAUAGCACUAUGCAUCAAUCUGUCGCUGAACAAACGCAAUGCACAAAUUAUGGUUGAGGGGAAUCGCCUGCAUGACCUUAUGGAUCGUGCAUUCAAAUAUCAGGACUCGCUACUGAUGAAAUUAUUGCGUAAUCUUUCCCAACAAGAAGCACUGCAGCCAAAGUUUAUUGACUAUGUCGGCGAUUUGGCCCGCAUUCUAACGAUUUGUGACGAUGAAGCCUUUGUGGUAGAAUGUCUGGGCAUUCUUGGUAAUCUCUCCCUAGCCGAUCUAGAUUAUUCGCAGAUACUGCAGAACUUCCAAUUAAUACCGUGGAUAAGGGAUGUGCUUGUGCCAGGAGCCAAGCUGGACGACAUGGUACUCGACACGAUUGUCUAUUUGGGUACCUGCGCGCAUGACGAACUUUGUGCGCUACUCUUCUGUCGAGCAAAAGUGGUGCUCUCGUUGAUCGAACUGCUGAAAGCCAAACAGGAAGACGAUGAAAUCGUAUUGCAGAUAAUUUUCGUGUUUCAACAGAUUUUAAGGCAUGAGAGCACGCGCGAAUAUAUGAUCAAAGAGACUGAAUCACCGGCGUAUCUGAUUGAUUUAAUGCACGAUAAAAAUGCCGAAAUCCGAAAAGUCUGCGACUAUUGCCUAGACAUAAUCGCCAUUAGUGAUAGUGAAUGGGCCAAACGAAUCAAGCUUGAAAAGUUCCGCAAUCACAAUUCACAAUGGCUUUGCAUGGUCGAAUCGCAGCAAGAUCAGGACAAUGAACAAGACUACAUUGACAAUGAUGAGGAGGAAAACGAACUCGACACCUAUUUGCGUACCGAAUAUUUGGACAAUUGCGAUCUAUACAAUAGUACGAAUACGAAUAAGGAGAGUGAAGACAAUGAAAGCAACAAUCCAGCCAGCCCCGCAAUGUCCACCUAUAGUCGCCCAGUAAGCAGCUACCGCCGCAGCGAGGACCUCGAUGAUCUUUUCAACAUGACAUCCAGUUCGAAAUCGCAAGCCUCCAGCCAAGGUGACAGCAACUUUAUGUUCAAGUCGAACAAAUCACUGGACGCUGAAGGUCUACACGAGGAGUUGUUAAUGGCCUAAGCUGAGAAACUUAGUAGCAGCCUAAAAUAGGAAACCUACGUUCGUUGACGACUAAUGGGUUCAUACAUAAAUCUAACGCUACUGUAGACAGCAAACAAAAAAUUAAAAUACAUAUUUUCCAUGUAUGUAUUUAUGUAUGUGCUAUGUAUAUAUGUAUUGGCUAAUAGAAUUCUCUUGGAACAAAUUGUUGAGUGUGGCAGUCCAGCAUUAUUUGCGUCACAACCUCUCAGCCCCAAUAUAUGUACAUUAGACUGCAUCACUCCCCAUACAAAAAAAAAAAAAUCCGUUCAAAAUUUUUUUAAA